Molecule: messenger RNA, 619 nt
Organism: Cyclopterus lumpus (lumpfish)
Lineage: Eukaryota; Metazoa; Chordata; Actinopteri; Perciformes; Cyclopteridae
Gene: rpa3
Product: replication protein A3
Exons: 4
Coding region: 155-523 (122 amino acids)
Biological process (GO): mismatch repair; double-strand break repair via homologous recombination; base-excision repair
Cellular component (GO): site of double-strand break; nucleus; DNA replication factor A complex
Molecular function (GO): damaged DNA binding; single-stranded DNA binding
Source: RefSeq, a predicted model, not a curated record
GCCGUAUUACAAGCCUAGCGGUUUUUCAACUUGGAUGUAGAAACCCCGCCCGCGAGAGCUUGUACGUGACAUAAAAAGUAUUCAACUAAAUAUUUCCCGCGCGAUACUGCUUUAUACUGAGUUCAGCAACGCCAUAAACAGAAAACCCGUAAAGAUGGCCGGAAUACUGGAGCUCCCCAAACCCAGAAUAACCUGCGCGCUGCUGUCGCAGUACAUAAGCAGACCGGUCUGCUUCGUUGGGCGCGUGGAGAAGGUUCACCCGACGGGGAAGUCGUUCACUGUCGCGGAUGGAGAAGGGAAGAUCGCAACAGUUGAGCUGAACGACCCUCUUGAAGAAGAGCUGAGCGGUAUUGUGGAGGUCAUCGGCAUGGUGUCCAACAAAGGAGCUAUAUUGGCCAGCACAUACAACCUGCUGCGAGAGGACAGGGGCAUCCCCUUUGACCUAGAACUCUACACUGAAGCCCUGAAAGUCAUCCAUGAAUUCCCGCAGCACUACCCAUUCGAAGUGGCUGCGAGUGGAUGAGGAGAAGGUCACUGUGAGGUUCAUAUGUCCACUUUAAGUUGUAUAAAGGAGAGUCUGUAAAGUUCUGUUGGUAAAUUAAAACCUGUAAAGACCAUA